Zootoca vivipara (common lizard) is the source of this 2511-nucleotide messenger RNA. NCBI's taxonomy places the organism in Eukaryota, Metazoa, Chordata, Lepidosauria, Squamata, Lacertidae. The record is from RefSeq and is a predicted model, not a curated record.
AUGCUUAGGAUUCCACAUGAAUACUACUGGCCUGGUGACUUCAUCAUUGGUGGACUUGCCUCUCACCUCUUUGUUGCUUUGGAUAAAGAAGACUUCAAAGAAAUGCUAGCCACACAUCAACUGCUUAAUCUCUUUGUGGUGCCAAAGAACUACCAGCAUAUUCUGGCCUUGGCCUUUGCUGUCAAGGAGAUCAAUGAGAACCCCAAGAUCUUGCCUAAUAUCACAUUGGGAUUCCAUAUCUAUGACAGUUACUUCAAUCAAAGGAUGACCUACAGGGCUGCUCUGAACCUUCCCUCUACACUUAUGCCCAACUACAAGUGUGACACCCAGAAACAUCUGAUGGCAGUUAUUGGGGGGCUUGACUUUGAUACCUCGGUCUACUUGGCAGACAUACUGGGCAUCUACAAGAUCCCCCAGCUCACUUAUGGUUCCUUUGCUCUAGAGUAUACCGAUGAAAGCCAAUCCACUCCCUUUUACCGGAUGGUGCCAAACGAAGCCCAUCAGUACACUGGGAUUGUUGAGUUACUUUUGCACUUUGGUUGGACGUGGGUUGGGUUGCUCGCUGGAGAUAAUGACAGCGGAGAGAGAUUUGUUCAGACCCUGAAACCUCUGCUGUCCCAGAAAGGCAUUUGCUUGGCCUUCUCAGAGAAAACCCUGAAAACCACAUAUUUGACUGAGUAUUAUGCCAUGUAUUCCCAAUGGAUCCAAAUCUAUCAUGUUGUUAUGGAAAGUAACGCCAAAGUUGUUGUUUUCUAUGGAGAAACAAAGUCCAUGCUUGGCUUGAGAGCAAUAGUAGCUCUUGGUGAAUUGGAAAAUGUGACCAAGACAUCUGUGGGCAAGGUAUGGAUUCUGACGGCACAGCUGGAGUUCACAGCAUUGGCCUAUCAAAUGAGUUGGGAUAUGCAAGCCUUCCAGGGUUCCCUCUCCUUUGCAGUUCAUUCAAAUGUGGUACAAGGAUUCAAAGCCUUUCUUCAGGUACAAAAUCCUUUGGAGGCAAAUGGAAAUGGCUUUGUCAAGCAGUUCUGGGCACAAGUCUUUCUCUGUUUAUUUCCAAACUCCAAUACGGAGGAGCAGACCAGUGACACCUGCACUGGAGAGGAGAAGCUGGAAGAUCUCCCUUCAUCUGCUUUUGAGAUGAUCAUAGGUGGCCACAGCUACAGUCUCUAUAAUGCUGUCUAUGCCAUAGCACAUGCCCUACAUGCCAUGUUCUUGUCGAGGACCAAACACAGGGCAGCGGUGGAAGGAGGGAUGCAGGAGCUUCUAAUGCUACAGCCUUGGCAGAUCCAUCCCUUCCUUAGGAGUGUCUCCUUUAACAACUCUGCUGGAGAAACGGUAUCUUUUGGUGAGAACAGGGAAGUACAAGCUGGCUUUGAUAUUACUAACAUGGUCACUUUUCCAAAUAACUCCUUCAUGAGAGUCAAGGUUGGAAGGAUGGAUUUGGAGGCUGCCCCAGGUCAGGAAUUCUCCAUUGAUGACAACAGAAUGGUUCCACCCCUUUCUGUGUGCAAUCCAAGUUGUCCUCCUGGUUCCAGCAAGGAGAAGAAGGAAGGGGAGCCAUUCUGCUGCUAUAAUUGUGCUCCUUGUCCUCAAGGCAAGAUUUCAUCCCAAAAGGACAUGGAUGAAUGUGCUGCGUGCCGUGAAGAUCACUAUUCAAAUAGGGAUAAAUCACAAUGCAUUCCAAAGACAAUCAACUUCCUGUCUUUUAAAGCGCCUCUGGGGAUAAGCUUAGCAUGUUUUUCUCUUUUUCUCUCUUUCCUCACAUUGGUGGUCCAAGCCAUCUUCAUUAAACAUCAGGACACACCCAUUGUCAGAGCAAACAAUCGAGAACUCACCUACACUCUCCUCACAUCCCUCCUGCUCUGCUUUCUCUGCCCACUGAUCUUCCUCAGCCCUCCAGAAAGAGUGAGCUGUCUGCUCCGACAAAUGGCCUUUGGACUUGUUUUCACAGUGACCGUUUCUUGUGUGCUGGCCAAAACUAUCACAGUGGUUCUAGCCUUUGUGGCCACCAAACCAGGAUCCAGAAUGAGGAAGUGGGUGGGGAAAAGACUGGCAAGCUCCAUUGUGAUUUCUUGUUCCCUUAUCCAAGUGGGCAUUUGCACUGUGUGGUUAGGAACCUCUCCCCCAUUCCCUGAUUCCGACAUGCACUCUGUGAUGAGAGAAAUCAUUCUAGGGUGUAACGAAGGAUCAGUUGCCCUGUUUUACUGUGUCCUGGGCUACAUGGGCUUUUUGGCCAUUAUCAGCUUUGUUGUGGCCUUUUUUGCCAGGAAACUGCCUGACAGCUUUAAUGAGGCCAAAUUCAUCACUUUCAGCAUGUUGUUGUUUUGUAGUGUUUGGAUCUCCUUUGUUCCGGUCUACCUGAGCACCAAGGGGAAAUACAUGGUGGCUGUGGAGAUCUUCUCCAUCUUGGCCUCCAGUGCUGGCUUACUGGGCUCCAUCUUUGUUCCUAAAUGCUACAUCAUUUUGUUGAGACCUGAUCUGAACAGCAAGGAGUUCUUAAUAAAGAGGAAAUAA